Messenger RNA from Truncatella angustata, 2333 nucleotides. RefSeq lists its product as uncharacterized. The coding region runs from base 257 to 1999 and encodes 580 amino acids. The record is from RefSeq and is a predicted model, not a curated record. The transcript has 3 exons. Lineage: Eukaryota; Fungi; Ascomycota; Sordariomycetes; Amphisphaeriales; Sporocadaceae.
GCUUACUUUAGAUACCUCCUGACAGAACGAAAGCACCUUCGCAGGACCUGAUCAAUAAUAAUAUUAUUGGAAACAACGCGAGCGCACACGACCAAAGUAAAACUCGAAGGGUUAGCUUUCACAUAAAUAUCCUCGCCUGCUUCAGUGUAAGGCUUUGCAUUGUUGUAAGUUCUCUAUCCACCACAGUUCCAAACGCCUGUGAUUUUCAUAUCCCUAUCUACCCCUUACAUACACCCAUCUUUUCCCAAUCGCGAUCAUGCCAGCACCGAGACCAACCAAAUACCCAAGCAGCGGCAGUGGUCGUCAGCCUACUGCUGCAGAGAAGGCGUUGGUGGAAGGGGAAGCGCCUGAACUCAAAGGGAAGCAAUGGCUCGUUCUCAUACCCUCGAGUGACAGAAACUGGGUAUGUUGGCAUUGGGCGCUAGACGUAUUGCCAAAACCUAUUGAAUUCCCACCCGAUUGGAAUGUACCACCAAGUGGCAAUUCGUGGCUCUCAGACGAGUUGUGGGAUGAUGAAAAAGUUCUCAUCCAGCGUGGUGAGUGCUCGAGCUUUCGUCGGCGAACGGACAUGGCAAAAACAGAGAUUCUUCAGCAUCCAGAGGCUGAAGUUCGCUUCUUGAGAUACAUUGAUCGCUCCGUCUUCUGUCUACCGACCUCGCAGUAUAGUGUUGUACAGACUAACUUGACACGUGUAGUCACGGAGCUCGGCUUCACACAGACGAAAAACGCAGACGAAGCAGACGUCGACUGUUUUUACUCAAGCAGAACAGGUCGUUUUGAGCACUUCAGUCGCAAGGUCGACGGCUUUUGGACUUGCAAGUUGGGAAGCGGACCAGUUAUCGUACACCCUCGCGACGUUUUCGACGGCGGCGAUUACGGUACCCGGAAGAUCUUCUUCAAAUACGGUAGCGGAACCGCUGCAGUGAGCAGUUUCUCAAUUGCGGACACGGUCGGGACCAUGGCGUCCCCAGCCCAUAACAGUUUGACAUCUGAGGACGAUGAGCUAAUCCAGAGUUUCGCAAAUCUGGCCAAGAAGCCAGCGCCUGUCCCCAAAGCGCCGAUCAAAAACUCAACUCCACCGAAGGCAGCUCCAGCAAAGCCAACUCCAGCAAAGCCGACUCCAGCAAAGACGACUCCAGCAAAAACGACUCCAGUAAAGACGACUCCAGCAAAGCCGACUCCAGCAAAGACGACUCCAGCAAAGCCGACUCCAGCAAAGCCGACUCCAGCAAAACCAACACCCGCUCCUGGUACUACCAAGCCGACGCCUCCUCCUGCGCAAGAUAACAAGCUCAAACAGGACUUCGACCAAAAUUGGAAAUCUUUCCUAGUCGCUAUGGAGAAACCCACUAAAUAUUCUAAUCCAAAAUCAGUGCUUCAAUUACCAGAAUGGCAAAAGAUUAAGAAACAAGGUCAAGGUGUUCUUCCCUUCCUCGUGGACUUGCUACGCACCGGAAAGAAUACGUCUGCCCUUAUAGUAUGCAUAUUCGAUCUUGAUCCCAAGCAGGCGAUCAAGGGAACAGCCGAACAAAAGUUGAUUCAUAUCAUCAAAAGCAAUGCGGCUAAGACGAAGCAGAUCAGUGCCCAGAUGGGCGCUGUCUCCGUGCAAUCCAACAGCCUCCUGCAGGCCGGCUUUGAGGGCGCCAAGCUCACUGCCAAGCUGCUAAAUGACCCGAUAUUCCACCAGAUCGUCAGCGAGGGCAUCGCUGCGGUGCCGCACAUCCUGGACGCCUACUCCAAGGACGGCAAGCAUGGGGUCGAGCUGUACACCGAGAUGCUCAAGCAAAUCUACGAGAUCCAUGCAAAGAAGACCACCCCUGACGCCCAGAAGCAAGAGUUUGAGGAGUGGCUCGAGCAAUAUCUCCAGCCUCAGACUGACUCCGAGCAGCACGACGAAUCGGAGCCAGCUGCAGAUGAAGUGCAAGAAGAGGCACCAGAAGAGGCCUCUGCUCCAGGAGCCGAAGAACCAACAUCAGAAGAGGCUGCUGCGAAUGAAUAGUACGCUCCAUUCAAGCAAGGAAUCGCAGUCAUCAUCAAGUUGUGUUGGAUUUGAUUGAAAGUCCAAAGAAAUUUGUUAUUCCAUGUCUUUGGCAAGUACAAAAUAGUUUGAUUCGGCGAGACUAUUAUCUCUCCUGUUACAUUCUUUUAGUAUCACAUUAGUUAUUGUUUGCUUGUACUUCGGCGGUAGGCUGAAAUGCCUAAUUUGUCUAACACACGUUCAUUCAGUUUUAUACUUGAAAUACAUCAUAUUUACCAGGGAAGCUUCGUUGUCGCACCUAUUAUCUUAACGCCACGAAUAAUAAGCCUUAUUUAAACAGAUCUAUACUAAAAUC